This is a messenger RNA of Sardina pilchardus (European sardine), 726 nucleotides long. RefSeq lists its product as uncharacterized. The transcript has 4 exons. NCBI's taxonomy places the organism in Eukaryota, Metazoa, Chordata, Actinopteri, Clupeiformes, Clupeidae. Bases 80 to 538 code for a protein of 152 amino acids. The record is from RefSeq and is a predicted model, not a curated record.
CUUUUUUUUCAGUUAAGCAGGGUAUAAAUAUGCCACCCUUCAGUCUUUGAAAGAGUGAAACAACAACCAAUCUUCAGCCAUGUUCUCCUUCAAGACUGGUGUUACAUUGGUCGUCCUGGCCAUGCUUGUGGUAGCUGCUCAUUGUGGAGUUGGAGAGGGAACAAAUUCCUACAACUAUGACUUGCACAAGAUGUCUGACCUAACAAAGCUGUACAAUUCCAAGGUUUAUGUGGCUGACAGAAUGACCCGGCCUUUAAGUGGCAUGACCGUUCAAAUUGGGCCACUCAGCCAUUCUGGAGUCAGGGUAACUCUGGAAGAUGGCACCAAGUGGUUGGUGCACAAGGGGGAUGGGUAUGGCAUCAGCAGCCAGACUGUUGUGGUCCAUGCUCGCCACAUGGCCAACAACUGGAAGAUUAAAGAGACCAAAAAUUUCCGAGGCUCCAAGACUGUGUCAGAUUUUGUGAGAGCAGGAGGAACUGAUUACAGCCUUAUGUUUGACAACUGUCAUGAUGCAUCUGGGCGAAUGUUCGGCCAGUAAAAGCGCAUUUGUUUUGGUUUCAGAUUUCAAUGUUUUGGAAUAAAGCUAUCGUGACACAAUUACUGACAGUCAAUGUAAUAUCCUCAUAAUCAUAAUAUUGGAUUUCAUCUUGAGAAGUGUCAUUUUGCUUUCAUUAAAACGGUACAAACAUAUAUUUUUGCUAACAUUAAAGCCUUUCAUUUUCAUUA